Plectropomus leopardus (leopard coralgrouper) is the source of this 2384-nucleotide messenger RNA. The record is from RefSeq and is a predicted model, not a curated record. NCBI's taxonomy places the organism in Eukaryota, Metazoa, Chordata, Actinopteri, Perciformes, Serranidae.
GUACCUGGCAGCUACUGGCAAGCUAAACAAUAGCAAUGAAGAUACGAGUAACUUAGCGAAUAAAAAGUAUCUCCGUGCCAUAGAUAAGUCAAUUAAUGUGGAUGCCACCGGACUCCGUGAAAAAGCGAAUGUGGCCAAAAUGGAAAGUGCUGUCAGGAUCAUAAUUUUGUCGCUCAUUUUCUUGGCAUCGAAGAUAAACUGCCAAGAAGCGAUCUUGCACAUUUCAAAUGGAAGUACAGAUAGGGAGUACUGCAUUGUCCACAAUCAUUCCUGGACCCCCUUGUCACAAACCCUUGAUGCUGCCUUGCAGUAUCCACUCGUGAACAUGACGUCCACUCUGCUGUGUAACAGCUCUGGUGUCAGUCCAGAUGUGGUGAAGGGCAAAGCGUUGGUGGUGAUGAGGGGGGACUGUGACUUCAGCCAGAAGGCUGUGGUUGCUCAAAGUCUUGGAGCUACAACUUUGCUCAUUGCCAGCAAACAAUUAUUGAUUACACCAUCAGCCAAUGACUCUGACUAUGCAAAAGUCCAUAUUCCUCUGGCUCUCAUGAGGUACAGGGACUUCAUUGAAGCACACAAGGAGUUUGGUGAAGAGAUGCAGGUAAAGCUUUAUGCUCCACCUCACUCGAAGAUUGAUGCAAGCAUUGCAGUCAUGCUACUGAUCGCCAUUGUCACAGUUGCCUUGGGGGGCUACUGGAGCGGAGCCUGUGAGAGAGACCGGUUAAGUUGUGGUGCGGCAGGGGGAGGCGGGGGAGAGAGCAAAGCAGACAGCGGAGAACUUUUCCUAUAUUCUCCUCUUAAAGUGGUCUUCUUUGUCGCCCUGAUGUGUGGGAUGCUGGUCCUUAUGUACUUCUUCUACAGCGUCCUGGUUUACGUCAUUAUUGUGAUAUUCUGCCUGGCAUCUGCGUCUGCGCUGUUCAGCUGUCUCGAUGCAGUGAUGGAAAAAAUUGGUUGUGCUGCUGGGAGAUUCUCUGUCCGAAAUUAUAACUUCUCAGUGAGGUCUCUCAUACUGGCCGCUGUGUGCAUUAGCAUUGCUGUGGUCUGGGGGGUCUACAGGAAUGAAGACAGAUGGAUCUGGAUCUUGCAGGACCUUCUUGGCAUUGCUUUCUGCCUCAACUUCAUGAAGACCAUAUCACUGUCCAACUUCAAGAUCUGUGUGAUUCUGCUGAGCCUCCUUCUCGUGUAUGAUGUCUUCUUUGUUUUCAUCACUCCUUUCCUCACCAAGAAUGGAGUCAGCAUUAUGGUACAGGUUGCCCUGGGCCCAGAUGCUUCUGGAGAGAAGACACAAGGUAACAUGGUGGAGGUCCCCGCUGAACCCCAGGCUCCCUCUGAGAAACUGCCAGUGGUGAUGCGAGUCCCACGGUUCUCAGCCUGGGCUCAGAAUCUGUGCGGGAUGCAGUUCUCCAUUCUGGGUUACGGAGACAUCAUCGUUCCAGGUCUCCUGGUUGCCUACUGCAGCAGAUUUGAUGUUUGGAUCAACAGCAGCAAGAAGAUCUACUUCAUCAGCUGCUGUAUAGCCUAUCUGCUGGGAAUGAUAGUGACAUUUGCUGUGAUGCUGCUGUCAGGGAUGGGCCAGCCCGCCCUGCUCUACCUGGUGCCCUUCACCCUGAUAACCUCUGCCAUAGUGGCUGGGUGCCGGGGAGAGAUGAGGCAGUUCUGGAAAGGAACUACCUAUGAGGUCUUGGACUCAUCCAGGGAACCUUUGUUGCCAGGUGUGCUUCCCUCCAACCCCAAAACCUCACCUCUGCAUCCCUCCUGCCAUUUUAUAGUUUUGCUUACUGCAGUGCGUUAUCUUUUCUUGCCAGCUUCUUUUGGUUGCCCCUUCUUUUGACAUUUUAACCCCUGAUUUCCAGGGUCAAUGUGAUAUUCAAAGACACAACAGAUGUCAUACCUUUUAAAACACACUUGGAGGACCUGCUUUUGGACAGUACAGAGUUUUGUAUUAACUGACCACUAGGUGUCUCUGGUUGAUUGAAAAUAAUCCGAGGAGCUUCUCACCUUCACUUCUUGUGCUAAAGACGUGGCCCUGGAAUACCAUUAACUUCAUCUCUUUAUUUCUGCAGUUUGUUUUAUCAUUCUCUUUCUCCACUCAUCAAUCUUUUCCAUCCAAUGGGAAUUAAUACUUGCAUCACUCCAUCCUUCAUGCAGCAACUUUUCAACUCAGCAAUUCAUCCACCAACAUGUUCAUGUUGCCCUCUGCAUGUUGUUGCUUGCAGUAACUGGGUUUGGGAGGUGUUAUCUCUGGGGUGUGGUAUUCGUAGAACGUGGCGCUCGUCUGCUGUUGUAUAUGCAAUACGCAUUACAAAUUAAAAGCCCAUCUAAAUAACUGUCUUUCUUUUUCAAAUAUUUGUAUUUCAUUAACCAUAACAUUGAUAUCAAAAAUUAAC